Messenger RNA from Megalops cyprinoides (Indo-Pacific tarpon), 2439 nucleotides. Its product is annotated as chromosome alignment-maintaining phosphoprotein 1-like. NCBI's taxonomy places the organism in Eukaryota, Metazoa, Chordata, Actinopteri, Elopiformes, Megalopidae. Gene Ontology annotation, biological process: attachment of mitotic spindle microtubules to kinetochore. The record is from RefSeq and is a predicted model, not a curated record. The coding region runs from base 96 to 1481 and encodes 461 amino acids. The transcript has 5 exons.
UAGAUACCGCGUUUGCGAUUUGACGUGCGUCUGCGUGGUCGCCAUAUUGGGGCGGUGAACAGUGAAGAGUCGUGGAGAGUAGACCGCUUGGAAAAAUGCCGCAGGCAUGUGCGGCAUUUGGCUGUACGAACAGACGAAACAUUCAAAACAAGCACCGCGGGAUAACGUUUCACAAGUUCCCCAAAGAUCCUGGACUAAGGAAAGCUUGGGCCAUAGCUGUCAGACGGAAGGAUUUUGAGCCUAGUGAUGCUGCAGUUCUCUGUAGCUGUCAUUUCAAGGCAGAUGAUUUAGACAGAACUGGGCAAAUUGUGCGUGUGAAGGAAUGUGUGAUCCCUUCAGUGUUUGCAUCCUUUCCAGACCAUCUGAACAAGGUGCCCAAUAAAGCCAGGUCAACUAGGACAUCAACACAAGCUGGUCAGGCAAGUGAUGAUCCUGUACAUGUGUGUGAAUCUCCUGAACCGCUGAACUCAUCAACCUCGGUACUACAUUCGGAUCUUGACCGCUCCAAUAUGGUGGACGCGCAGACGCAUAGCGGCGACAUACAGCAGCGGCGAAUCAGUUGUGAAGCAGAAGGGUCAUCGUCGAGUAAAAGGAAAGUGAUGGAUUACAAGUGGCAACACAGGCAUCUACAGUGCGCCUUCUGCAGGUACCAGUGCAAAAGUAACGGGACCUUUCGAAUCCACGUGGGCACCUGCCACCCUUUCCACUGUGAGGAGAUGGACAUUGGACGCCUGGGAAAGAUCAUAUUCUACCAGAAGAGUGCCAAGCUGUUCCACUGCCAGAGGUGCUUCUUCACGGCGAAGACGUACGUUCGCGUGUACGACCACGUCAUCAUCAGCCACUCUUUCUCGGAAAAAAACAAGGGUCACGCGAACGGAGAGCCGAAAGACUACCUUAGUGACAGCAACGAUAGCAAGGACGUCCCAGAUAAUGACAAUGACACCGACGUCGAAGGGCCCGGUAAGUUAACGUCUCUGAACGCCGUCAAGAACGAGGACGAGGAGCUCAACGACGAGGACUCCCGCCAUUCCAGCUCCCCCGGUCAGCUUCCGGAGGGGAAGAAGGAGGCAGGCAGCGACGAGGAGCAGCCACUCGACGGCGAGGACUUCCCCGACUACCCCCCCGGCAAGCGGGAGGCGGGCAAGGCCGAGGAGGCGCACCUGUCCAAGUACAUCCGCCGCAUCGGCCCGCGCUACUACUGCAACAUCUGCAACUGGCGCGGCAAGAUGAAGGGCUUCAUGUUCAACCACGUCACCAAGAAGCACAACAUCCCCAAGUCCUUCUCCUGCAAAGAGUGCGGCAAGUCCUUCCUGCUGGAGAGCAUGCUGCUCAGCCACGUCAGCGUCUACCACAGGCAGGGGAUCUACCAGUGCCCCUUCUGCUGCUUCAGGACCAACCACCUCCGCGGCGUCCGCCGCCACCUCAACAACUGCAACGCCAAGUGGGGGGAGGGGACGUCCGACAGCGAUGAACACGACUGACGUUUUAGCGUUUUAGCUCGACUCGUCGUCCUCUGUGAGCCGCGGGGGCUAGCCAGCGGUGCGUCGCCGAUGUGCGCCCACGCUGUGUCGUCCCGGUCAGAAGAGCACGAGAGCGACCCUGUGCCUUCGCCUUGUGAACGUCGCUCUCUCGUGUUAGUUACACUACUGCCUGGAAACUUGUGGUUCUCCAAGUCAUGCAGCCCCACUGAUUUUACUGAAUAGCUUAAAUACAUGUGGGAUCAUUAAGCAUCAUAAUUGUAUUGACUAUUGAUCAUAUUGACUGCUAUUGAUAGGUAGAAUGAAAUCAAAUGACACUGUACACCCCACAUUCAGAAAGCCCUGCCCCAUAAAACCAUAGUAUUUACUGUGAAAGUAAAUGUUUGUGUCAUUUGUAAAGCUAACACCCUUACCUAGGGGUGAAUUUUUCUUAAUUGGUAAUUAGUUAGUAUCCUUUCUCUUUCAGGAGGGCAUCAGAGAAACAGACCCCACAAGCAGAACUUCAGCUUCAGCUUUUAAGCCUGAUGAAGAGCUGUAGCUGAGAGUGAGUGAGAGUCUGUAGGUCGUUCUGAGUCGUAGACCUCCAUGUACACUAGGGACUAUUUUCCCACCCCUGCAUCUUGAUGGACAAUGGAACAUUGCACCCCUGGCUGUCCUAUAUGAGGGGAUUCAAAUGACAAUUCCAAGAAAUUCUCAUCAAUAUCAGACAGGGAUUUUUUCAUAAGCCAUUUCAAGCACCUUAGACAUGAACAUGUCAUGCCUGUAGCUGAUGCCCAGGAAUUGUCACAGGCAUCUUAAAUGACAAGCGUCAAGCCUACAUGCUGUCAUCUCCGUUAUCCUUUACAUGUCGCGCUUGUAAAGUACUAUGGAGAUGACAAGGGGUCGGAAAAGCCUUCAUUUUAUUUUAUCUUCAAAUGUUGGUGUUGCUACAGAGUGUGAUGUGUAGCCAAAUAAACAUGCC